Molecule: messenger RNA, 2449 nt
Organism: Galeopterus variegatus (Sunda flying lemur)
Lineage: Eukaryota; Metazoa; Chordata; Mammalia; Dermoptera; Cynocephalidae
Gene: EXD3
Product: exonuclease 3'-5' domain containing 3
Exons: 18
Molecular function (GO): nucleic acid binding
Source: RefSeq, a predicted model, not a curated record
CCUGGUCACCUGCGACCUGCAGCUGGAAAGCCAGGACCCCCUCCUGCUCCUGCAGGCCCUGUGGACACUGUGGUCCAGGCGGGAGCCGCGGCAGCUCCAGGAGGAAGCCUGGCGGGGGUUUGCUGCCCUGGAUGACCCACACUCUGGACUUCUGGACAUGCUGGAGGGCAGCCAGGGCUGAUGGGGACAGAGCCCCUCCCUGGAGGCCUGGGUGGCCGGCGAGCUGCAGUGCUGGCUGUGGGCACAGCCACACCCAUCGCCAUCCCAGUGCAGCCCAGAGCUGAAUCAGCUGCAGGCCCGUGCACUCAGGGUCUAUACCCAGAGCCACCCCAGUCUUGCAGAGCCGCUGGUCAGCAUCUUCCAGCUGCAGGACACAGCCCGGGGCCCCCUGCUGGCUCAUGUCCACCGCCUGCACCGCGAGGGCAAGUUCAAGGAAGCCGUCAUGCUGGGCAUGAAGUUGAAACUGCAGCUAGAACUGGAUGUUGAAAAGAUGAGUGCCUCCCUGCUCCUCUAGGACAAGGUGAGCUUCGUGGAGCGCCAUGUGGCCAGCCUGCCAGGCCUGCAGAGGAGACUACUGGUCCUCAUGGACUCCUGGUGCCGGCCUGGCUUUGACAUCAGGGAUGUCACCCGGCGAGUCCAUGGGUCCCUGGCUGCUGGCGCUGAAUGGCCUCCUGGGAGCCCAGGCUUAGGACAGUACCCUCAGGUGACGUACUUGCGGCUGGAGAAGCUGAGUCCAAAAGUGCUGAGCCGGCAGGUCCUGCGGCUGCAGGGGCAAUAUAGUGUGGCCUCAGCGCUGUGUCCCAAUGCUGUCACCCAGGAGCGCCUGGCAGCCCUGCAGUGCCUGUGCUACAAGUGGUUCGUGGAGAAAAGCAUGUCCCAGGAGAACUGGACCGACCACGUGCAGGGCCUGGUGGGACAGAGCCUGUGGCUGCAGGAGCAGCUGCAGCAGCUGCUGGCCUCUCACUGCAGCCCGGCUACAGCCACCCAGGGCACCCUGGACCUCUCGCUGCCAGAGGGGCUCGGCCAGUUCAGGCUCCAGAGGAGAGAACAUGGCAAGCAAUUACUACCAGCUGCCAUCGCCAGGGAGGACAUCCACUUCCUGGCCUCAUGGGAGGACCUGGCCAGGCACCAGGACAAGCUGCUGCAGCCCGGCCAGGUGGUUGGUGUGGACCUGGAAUGGACGCCCUUGUUCAUGGCAGCAAGGCCCCGGGUGUCGCUCCUGCAGAUGGCCAUGGAGGGCUGGGUGUUCCUGCUGGACAUCCUCACGCUGUCACAGCCCCUGGAAGGGCAGGUGGCACAGGCCUUCUCCCAGCUGGUGUCCCAGCUCUUCUCGGACCCCUCCAUCACUAAGCUGGGUUAUGGGAUGGUGGGGGACCUGCGAAGCCUGGGUGCCUCUUGCCCCGCCCUGGCCCACAUGGAGAAGCAGGUUCAGGGGGGUGUGGACGUGCUGCAGCUGCACAGGCAGCCACAGGUCACCCGGGCCCCAGAGCAGUGCCCAGCGGUAGCUGCACCCACAGUGUCCCCCAGGGGGAGCACUGCUGCCCAGGCAGACAUCCCCGAGGCCAUCCAGAUGAUGCGUGCCAUGGGGGUGCUUUUCCUGGAGCUGCUCUCUGGGUUCUGCUCAGAGGAGCCUUGGGUCCUGCGCCUUCAGGUGCACAGAUGUAGGUGGCGAAUGUGCCGGCCCCAGGGGUCUGAGAGGCCUGAGCCUCCUGGUGCAGCAGGUGCUGGGCACACCCCUGGACAAGGUGCAAUGCUCUCCAACUGGGGCCAGCGGCCACUCGAUGAGGAGCAGCUCAUCUAUACUGGCACGCGGGGUGGCAGGGCCGGGCCAGUCGGCGCCCUCUUGCCCUCUGCACCCUGGAGGCUGAGGCUGACCCUGCCCACCAGCUGCCAAUGCCUACUGCCUGCUGGAGGUGCACCAAACCCUGUGCAGGGAGGCUGCCCGCUUCCACCUGCCUGGGGGCGUGGUCAGGAGCCAGAAGCCCAGGCACAGCAAGAGAGCAGGCCCCAGGAGCCGCCUGGCCUGAAGGAGGCCUCCACCGUGCCCAGACAGCAAGGCGAGCAGGGCUGUGGCAGGAAGAGUAGGACUCCCCAGGCGUCCCAGCGGACCCCACCGACCCAACUCCACUGCACAGAGGACCCCCGAGACACGUGUGGAGGUCCCACUAGUGUACCUGUGGCCGUGGGUGAGGCCAUCAUCCCCGAGGUCUCCACCAGGGCCUUCUGCAUGGUUUGUGACAGCAUGCUGCAGGGGCUGGCACGGAGCCUCCACUGUCUGGGUGUGGACGCGCUCGCACUGAGCACUGACGAGGACCACCGCAGGGCAGCCGAGCUCACGGUUCCAGCGGUGCCCGGGGCCGGGGAGACGAGAGCCCCCUCCCUGGCAGAUACCGCUGUCGCCGGACCCCGAGUCCCAGUGGCGGGGCUGCGCAGCCUGGCCCAGCGCUGA